This is a messenger RNA of Dimorphilus gyrociliatus, 1933 nucleotides long. The record is from the annotation of a GenBank genome assembly. Lineage: Eukaryota; Metazoa; Annelida; Polychaeta; Dinophilidae.
GAUUCAGCACCAUACAGCUUAUUAUAUAUGAUGCUUCCGGUUUAUUAGAGCAUCAUAAGAUUAUAUUAUUUCCUUUUUAUAUGGCUAGAAUUCAACUGUCUUCAUAAUGUCGGACAGGAAACUUGAAUUAGAAAGAAAGAAGGCAAAGCUUGAGGCGAUGCGGGCCGAAAAGAGAAAAAAGGAGGAGGAAAAACGAAAGCAACUUGGCAAGACGCCAGCCGAACCAUCUUUUGGUAUUGGUGAUAUUGAAGCGAAUAAACUUUUAGAAGGCUUGGGAAUUAGUAGAAGUUCAAUUGAGCCAAAUGUUAGUCCUCAAAGAUCCGAUGUAACUUCCAAUACAUCUUCUCCUAUUCCUAUAACGCAGCAGUCUGGACCCCCAAUAAACUUAAAGCCUGUUUCUCUGAGUGUUUCGAAAGUUACACAGACAAGUAUACCCCCUCGAGAAGUCGUUGUAUACAGUAAAGAAGUUCAAACAACCAACACAGAACCCCCAGAAGCUUUAACAUAUGUCGAUUUGGAUGAUGCGGAUACCGAUUCCCUAGUAGUCGGAAUUGAUACCCCUCCUGCUACUAAAACUGAUCACCAUACCCAACACCUCCCGCAACAAACAGAAAAGGAAUUAAAUGCUGCUCCUCCUGUUCCUAGAGAGCUGAGCGAGGAAGAGCAAAGGCAGAUCAUGUUAUCAGAUGAAUUUAUUAACUUUUUUGAUAGAACAUCUCGUAUAGUUGAGAGGCAGUUAAAUGAAAGUUCUGUUGAUAUUUUCACUGACUAUACUGGAGGCGACGGUGGUAAACUCAUGCAAAGUGAUAUUGGGGAACGAAUCAAGUUUCAGAGAUCCUUUACAGAUGAACGAUGGACAAUGGGUAGAACAGUUACUUGUCUGGAUUGGUCAACCCAAUACCCGGAACUUUUAGCUGCUUCUUAUAACCAAAAAGAGGACGCUCCACAUGAGCCUGAUGGGGUUGUCCUCAUCUGGAAUGCUAAGUACAAAAAAAAUACACCAGAAUAUAUAUUUCAUUGUCAAUCAGCUGUUACUUCUGUAUGUUUCGCAACUUUUCAUCCAAAUUUGGUCGUUGGUGGUACAUAUUCUGGAAAAAUAGUUUUAUGGGAUAACCGCAGUUCCAGAAGAACUCCAGUGCAAAAGACGCAGCUAUCAGCAUCUACUCAUACCCAUCCGGUAUACUGCGUUACAGUAGUUGGAACACCAAAUGCAAACAACUUAAUAUCGAUAUCAACGGAUGGAAAGAUGUGUUCCUGGUCACUGGAAAUGCUUUCACAACCCCAAGAAUCACUGGAAUUGACACAUAAACAGUCUAAAUGUGUUGCUGCAACAAGUAUGUCCUUUUUGUCAAACGAUGUUAACAAUUUGGUGCUUGGAAGUGAAGAUGGUUCGGUUUAUACUGCAUGCAGACAUGGUUCAAAGGCAGGCAUAACCGACUCUUUGUCUGAUUCCCAUGGAGGACCUGUUACAGGUAUCCAUUCUAAUCAUGUGACAGGUCCUGUGGACAUGUCUCACUACUUCCUUACUUCUUCCUUUGAUUGGACAAUCAAGUUAUGGAGUGUGAAAGAACAAAAAUGCUUGCACUCAUUUGAUGACAAUAAUGACUACGUUAUGGAUGUUUCUUGGUCUCCUAUACAUCCAGCCUUAUUUGCUGCUGUAGAUGCAUCGGGUAGACUCGAUUUAUGGAACAUCAAUAGUGAUGUUGAAGUGCCAUUUGCUACUGAAACGAUUGAUAGCGCUCUCAAUGAAUGUCGCUGGCAUCAGAACGGUCAAAUGAUUGCAGUUGGUGACGAUGUUGGAAGAGUUCAUUUAUUGGACGUUAGCGAGAAUGUUGCUACGCCAAAGAAUGAUGAUUGGACAAGAAUGGUUCAUGCUUUGCAAGAUAUGAAACAAGAGGAGGAUGAGAAUGCUAUAUUAAAUGUUAUUCGAUGA